AAGAGGAAGAAAUUAAGCUGGAAAUCAACAUGCUGAAGAAGUACUCCCACCACAGAAACAUAGCCACCUACUACGGAGCCUUCAUCAAGAAGAGUCCGCCGGGACACGACGACCAGCUUUGGCUGGUGAUGGAGUUCUGUGGCGCCGGCUCCAUCACAGACCUGGUGAAAAACACCAAAGGAAACACGCUGAAGGAGGACUGGAUCGCAUACAUCUCCAGAGAGAUCCUCAGGGGAUUGGCUCACCUGCAUGCUCAUCACGUCAUCCACCGUGACAUCAAGGGACAAAACGUGCUCCUGACGGAAAACGCUGAAGUCAAACUGGUGGACUUCGGUGUGAGUGCUCAGCUGGACCGCACAGUGGGUCGGAGGAACACCUUCAUCGGGACGCCGUACUGGAUGGCUCCGGAGGUCAUCGCCUGUGACGAAAACCCAGACGCUACCUACGACUACAGGAGUGACCUGUGGUCCUGUGGAAUCACGGCCAUAGAGAUGGCUGAGGGAGCUCCCCCUCUGUGUGACAUGCAUCCAAUGAGAGCCCUCUUCCUCAUUCCUAGAAAUCCUCCUCCCCGACUCAAGUCUAAAAAAUGGUCAAAGAAGUUCUUCAGCUUCAUCGAGGGCUGCCUGGUGAAGAACUACACCCAGCGCCCCCCCACCGACCAGCUGCUCAAACACCCGUACAUCCGGGACCAGCCCAAUGAGAGGCAGGUCCGCAUCCAGCUCAAAGACCACAUCGACCGCACCAAGAAAAAGAGGGGCGAGAAAGACGAGACAGAGUAUGAAUACAGUGGCAGCGAAGAAGAGGAGGAAGAGGCAUCUGAGCAAGAAGGAGAGCCGAGCUCCAUAGUGAACGUUCCCGGUGAAUCGACCCUCCGCCGGGACUUCAUCCGGCUGCAGCAGGAGAACAAGGAGCGCUCGGAGGCGCUGCGCCGCCAGCAGCUCCUGCAGGAGCAGCAACUCCGUGAGCAGGAGGAGUACAAGCGCCAACUACUGGCCGAGAGGCAGAAACGUAUCGAGCAGCAGAAGGAGCAGAGGAGGCGGCUGGAGGAGCAACAACGGCGUGAGCGUGAGAUGAGGCGGCAGCAGGAGCGCGAGCAGCGGCGCCGUGAACAGGACGAGAAGAGACGUGUGGAGGACAUGGAGCGCCGCCGCAAAGAGGAGGAGGAGCGCCGGAGGGCGGAGGAGGAGAAGAGGAGGGCCGACAGAGAACAGGAGUACAUCCGUCGUCAGCUGGAGGAGGAGCAGAGGCAUCUGGAGAUCCUGCAGCAGCAGCUUCUGCAUGAACAGGCCAUGCUGCUGGAGUAUAAAUGGCGGGAGCUGGAGGAGCAGCGUCAAGCCCAGCAGCUCCAGAAACAGCUGCAGCAGGAGCAGGCCUACCUGCUGUCCCUCCAGCCAAACCCCGGCCAUGACAGUAACAAAUCAUCUCAGCAGCCGAGCUCCAAACCCCCCCAGAGCGGAGAGCAAGAGGGGGCAAAGUCCCCGCAGAGCUCUGAGCCGGAGACAACACAACAACCGCAGAGCGCUGUCUCUGAAAAGACCGCUCAAAAUCACAGUCUGGAGAAAACUACACAGCCCAAGCUUCCUGUCGCUGACCCCGCCCCCAGCUCUGAGCCAAUCAGAGAGGCUGAUGAGCGAUACCGGAAGAACAUCCAGGGCUCUCCUCAGGCGGCGCAGACCAAACCACCGCAGCCUCCGGUGCCGCCACGCUCCGAGUCCUCCUACCCCAACGGGAACUCGGCCUCCGAGGCGCCCGCCAUGCACCGGCCCGUGGAACCACAGGUCCGUUCCCACCUGGCUGCUUUAAAGAGCAGCGGCAGCAUGGCCUCGUCAAACUCCAUCCCUACCGCCCCGCCUCUCGUGUCGCGGCCGCACUCCUUCAGCGAGCCGCUCCCCUCUAGCUUUGAAAAACUUCACCUCCGCAACAACAACAACAACCAGGAACCCCACCAUCACCCUCCAUCUUCAUCACCGUCAUCAUCAACGCCUGCACGCACUGACCCAAAACCCCAACCCCCGUAUAGGCCCAAUGAUCCGGCCCCUUCAGAGGAGGUGCCGCCCCGGGUUCCUGUAAGGACUACAUCAAGGUCCCCGGUGUUGUCAAGGCGAGACUCGCCUCAUCACGGCAGCCAUGCUGUGCACCGUCCCCCUGCAAGUGCGCCGGAGCCUCGGCUGCUGUGGGAGCGGGUGGAGAAACUGGUUCCCAGAACAACCAGUAACACCGGCAGCGGAGGCUCCAGUUCCUCCAGCAGCUCCAGUAACUCCAGCUCUCAGCCCGGGUCUCACUGCGGCUCUGGAGAAAGAUUCAGGGCCCGCUCCUCCUCCAAAUCAGAGGGCUCUCCCCUCCAACGGCCAGAGAAUGCUGGGAAAAAACCAGAGGAGAGGAAGGACUUGGUCCGGCCGAACAGACCGGCGGACCUGACGGCUCUGGCAAAGGAGCUCCGUGCAGUGGAUGACGUUCGCCCCCCGAAUAAAGUGACAGAUUAUUCGUCCUCCAGUGAUGAUUCAGACACCACCGAUGAAGAUGACGAUGAAGAGGUGGACCAGGAGGCCGGCGAGGAGUCGACCUCUGGCCCGGAGGACUCCAAAGCUGUUUCUUCCAGGCUGAGCAAUGGAGAGACGGAGUCGGUGAAAACCAUGAUCGUUCACGACGAAGGCGAGAGCGACGCCGGCUCGACGCCCUGCAAAGACAGCACUCUGAUCGUCAGACAGAGUAGCUACUGUAGUCGGCCCUUCGCUCUAGCCAACACCUUCCCUUCGCCUCAGCUGCUCAGAAUCACAUGUAGACCCACAGUCUACCCCUCUUUCUACUUCCAGAGUGCAGGUGACAACAGAAAGCGUCCGAGCCCCGGCCCGGGCCAGGCUCAAACCCCCGGCCCGCUCGCAGGCUUUGCCCCGAGCCCCCCUGGUUUGCCGUCGAGCCCGGGCCUCGGCCACCACACCCCCAGCCCCCAUCAUCACCAUCACCACCACCACCAUCAUCACCCCACUCAGCACCCGGACAGGAACGGCUUUGCCGGCCGCAUCCACCACCUCCCAGACCUGAUCCAGCAGAGCCACCAUUCCUCCCCCUCCUCCUCUGCAUCCAACUCCCCUUCCUCCUCCAGCCUCGCCAGCCCCUCCACCAUGUCCCCCCAGAGCCCGCUGGAAAAGCUCAGCCUCCUCAUCGAGAGCCAGUCUAGCAACAACAUGCAGAAACACAAGUCUUCUUCCUCCUUCACUCCGUUCAUCGACCCCCGCCUCCUGCAAGUCUCCACAUCCACCGGCAGCGCCCUCAACAACAUCGGAUACGCUAACGACGCCCGGCUGGCGGAGGCGCUGAGGGCCGACCCAUCCCGUAAAGGCUCGGUGGUCAACGUGAACCCGGUCAACACUCGCCCGCAGAGCGACACGCCCGAGAUCCGCAAAUACAAGAAGAGGUUCAACUCCGAGAUCCUGUGUGCCGCACUCUGGGGAGUGAACCUGCUGGUGGGCACAGAGAGCGGUCUGAUGCUGUUGGAUCGCAGCGGUCAGGGGAAAGUGUAUCCUCUGAUCAGCCGACGGCGCUUCCAGCAGAUGGACGUCCUGGAGGGACUCAAUGUCCUGGUCACUAUAUCAGGUAAGAAGAACAAGCUGCGUGUGUACUACCUGUCCUGGCUGAGGAACAAGAUCCUGCACAACGACCCCGAGGUGGAGAAGAAACAGGGCUGGGUCACGGUCGGAGACCUGGAGGGCUGCGUUCACUACAAUGUCGUGAAAUAUGAGAGGAUCAAGUUCUUGGUUCUUGCUCUGAAGAACUCAGUGGAGGUCUACGCCUGGGCGCCCAAACCCUACCACAAGUUCAUGGCCUUCAAGUCUUUCGGUGACCUGGUGCACAAGCCCCUGCUGGUGGACCUCACCGUGGAGGAAGGUCAGAGGUUAAAGGUCAUCUACGGCUCAGCUUCAGGCUUCCACGCCGUGGACGUCGACUCCGGGGCCGUGUACGACAUCUACCUGCCCACACACAUCCAGACCCACAUCCAGUCCCACGCCAUCAUCAUCCUGCCCAACACGGACGGCAUCGAGCUGCUGGUGUGCUACGAGGACGAGGGCGUCUACGUCAACACGUACGGACGCAUCACCAAAGACGUGGUGCUGCAGUGGGGGGAGAUGCCAACCUCAGUGGCCUACAUCCGCUCCAACCAGAUCAUGGGUUGGGGGGAGAAGGCCAUAGAGAUCCGCUCGGUGGAGACGGGACAUCUGGACGGCGUCUUUAUGCACAAGAGAGCCCAGAGACUCAAGUUCCUCUGUGAGCGAAACGACAAGGUGUUCUUCGCCUCCGUUCGGUCCGGAGGCUCCAGCCAGGUCUACUUUAUGACUCUGGGUCGCAGCAACCUGCUCAGCUGGUAGAGCUCCACUUCCUGCUCUCCUCCUCUUCCUCCUCCCUCGCUAACACUGGAUCUCAGAACCCACGGUCGAUGUCUUUUCAGCCCUUCGGACAAACCAAACCAGAACAAAAACCCACGAGCAACCAGCCCUUUUUUCUUCUUCUCUCCAGUGUCAACAACAAAGACUUCACCUUUCCCCCGGAGCUGCUGCCGGCUCCGGGGCCGCCUGCGACGCCGCGUCACUCCCCGUCAAGUUGCGCCGCCGUCGCUCCCCCCUGAAGCGAUGACAUAAAUGAUUAUCAGAUAUAUGAAUGAAAGUAGAAAUAUAUUAAUGUGAAUUUUAAGAAAAUAGGGGGUUAAACUACCUUUAGUUUCCCUCUCCGUUUUAUGGUGCGAUGGGAUUCUUUUUUUUUUUACUCUACAUCCUUUUCUCCCGGGCGGUCAGUCAGCUGCAGGUCUUCUACCUGCUGCUACCACUUUUAUUACUACUACUGCUUCUACCUUCUGCAGGUCCUUAAGAAAUGCCCCCCUUUAAGAGGCCGGUGGGGGUGGGAGUGUGUCGUAUUAAUGCUACAGUAGUGUGUGUAAAUGUACUUCUGUUUGGGCCAAUUACUGCUGACAUGCUGGUUGGAGGUGGAGACGGUCAAGCCUGGGGGGGAAAUUGUGAAAGACCCCGGAGAAACUCGAGAGUAAAUAUUUGAGGUUGUACUGUAAGUCUGACGGAUGGGACUCGACAGGUGGGGGUGUGUGUGUGUGUGUCGUUCAAGUAUUGUGUUGUUUGGACAGGUGCUUUAAAAAAAGAAGGGGUGAUAUAAAGAGAGAGAGAGAGAGAAAACGCAGAUGGAUUUCAGAAUAGUAUUUUUUGAAUUAUUACUAUUGUUAUUCCUUGGAGAUAAGUGUACCUAUGUGGAGUAAAACAUGUCUUUUACCUUGUUUUGUUUUUUUAAAGAUUAACGCACAUCCACCCCACGGUUAGCUUUGCUUUUACUCUGAACCCACAGAGGUGUGUGUGUCUAAUAAGAAAGUGAUGUGGUCCAAAAAAAGGUGUCUAUGUAUAAUAAAACGUUCAUUGAAUCUUC
This is a messenger RNA of Eleginops maclovinus (Patagonian blennie), 5421 nucleotides long. Its product is annotated as mitogen-activated protein kinase kinase kinase kinase 4-like. The record is from RefSeq and is a predicted model, not a curated record. Lineage: Eukaryota; Metazoa; Chordata; Actinopteri; Perciformes; Eleginopidae. Gene Ontology annotation, molecular function: ATP binding; protein kinase activity. Gene Ontology annotation, biological process: protein phosphorylation. The coding region runs from base 30 to 4364 and encodes 1444 amino acids. The transcript has 29 exons.